This is a messenger RNA of Vitis vinifera (wine grape), 2017 nucleotides long. RefSeq lists its product as uncharacterized. The coding region runs from base 96 to 1811 and encodes 571 amino acids. The record is from RefSeq and is a predicted model, not a curated record. NCBI's taxonomy places the organism in Eukaryota, Viridiplantae, Streptophyta, Magnoliopsida, Vitales, Vitaceae. The transcript has 11 exons.
GUUUGAGAAAAAGCACCAAAUACAUACCAUUUUGAAAAAUCUGAGUUGUGACUUUAGUUAAGAGAAGUGAACCUCAAACCCGAAACUCGACGUCGAUGGGCCGAAGCAGCAAAACCAGGAAGCACAGACACUCGUCGUCCGACGACGACGACGGUGAUGACACGGCCAAUUCUUCUUCCUCGUCACCAUCCCCGUCAACCUCUCACAAGCGACGCCGCCGGAGAAAAGAGAGAAACGAACGUUCCAAGAGGAAGAGAGAGUCGAAGCAUCGGAGAUCGCGUAGAGACCGCAGAAAACGGGUUUCUGAGUCCGAAGAUGGUUCCAGAUCUUCCACCGACGAAGAUUCGGAGCUCCGGAGGUCUAGGGUCGAGCCCAGGGCCGUUGUGAGGUAUAUUUUGAAGAAGUUCCCUGGCGUGGCCACUGAUUUGGAGCAGCUUCUGCAAAUGAUUGAUGAUGGGCAAGCGGUCGACAUCAAGGGAUUAUCGGAAAGAUCUUUGAUAAAGCAUCUAAAGAAGUUAUUCCUCUCAUUAAACCUCAAGGAAAAUGGUGAUAGAGUUUUUCUACUGCCUUCAAAAGUUCGUCCUACUUUGGAGGUUGUUGGACCCAUGCUUCAGUCUAACAUAGAACCUAAAGAGGAGCAGCUUGGUCAUGUGCCUAAUGAUAAACUUUCAUUACCACCUGAGGUAGAAGGAGGACAAGUGCUGGAUGAGAAUGAUAUGGUAGUACAGUGUCCAAAGGUUGAUGCUUCACCUCCAAAAAGAAGGGUGAUUGGCCCUGAAAUGCCAUCUGCUGAAUUACUUGCUGCUGCAGCCAAAUUAACAGAAGCAGGGGCUGAGCUAAGGGAAGUGGAAUUUGAUGAAGAUAGUGAAAUAUUUAUAGGACCUCCUCCACCUGCUGUGGUUGCUGAAGCUGAAUCAGCAAAUGAAGCUGAGCGGUUUGAAGAGGUCACUAGGAUUAUGGGCGUUGAGACUGACAGCCCAUAUGAUGUUCUAGGAGUGAACCUAAAUAUGUCUGUUGACAACGUAAAGAAAAGGUACUGGAAGCUGUCUCUCAUGGUGCAUCCCGACAAAUGCCCUCAUCCUCAAGCUCAUCAAGCAUUCAUCAUAUUGAAUAAAGCUUUUAAAGAUUUACAGGACCCAGAUAAGCGAAAAGCACUGGAUGAGAAAAUUAAACUGAAGGAGGAACAGGAGGCAUUUAAGGCGGAGUUGAAAGCCAUGCGCGAGGCUGCACAUUGGAGAAGAUUGCAAGGUAUAUCCAUGGAGGGGGAUGAUGAGCUCCUGGCAGACAUGGAGGUGAAAGUAGAACCAAAAAGAGAUGAGUGGAUGACAACUCUACCUCCAGAAAGAAAACCCGGUAUGACCAUGCAGUCCACAAAGUUUAGCAGAAGCUCUAAGGAAGGACGUGGUGAUACUAGUGUUUGGACUGAUACUCCUUCAGACAGAGCUCAGAAAGCAAAGAUCAAUUAUUUAGAAGCGUAUAAUGAGGCUGCAGCACUUGCUUCAAAUGAAAUAGAAAAGAAAAGAACAAGUAGUGAUGCAGAUUUGGUGGACAAAUACAAUAAAGCCAAACGAUCAAAGUCAUUGGUGCAGAAGCACCACGAAGAGGCUGCUAGUAAAGGGUCAAAGCGGAAAGCAAAGCAGCAGCCACAGCUGGAGAAAGAAGAAUGGGUGGGACAACACCCUUGGAAACCUUGGGAUCGUGAGAAGGACUUGACGGCUGGGCGGCAAAGUGUGAAAUUGGAUGCAGAUAACAUGGCUGAGGGUUUGGCUUCAAGGUUUUCUUCAGGAAACUUUCAAAGGAACUUCCUAUAGGCAAUCUAUAUCAAUAUCAGUUUUGUUUUUGUACUUCAACAAUCUUGUUUGCCCUCCUUGGAUGCAUCUUUCCAUAGAAAUCCAGUUGUUGGGCCUUACGUAUUUCCAUGUAUUGGUUGCUUACAUCUUGGAACAGGCUUCUUAUCAUAAGUAUUACUGUAUUAUCUCAUACACCACAUAUAAUAAACAUUUCAACUUAGACGAAA